AUGGAAGAGUUCAUUGUUCAAACCGAUCAGGUUAAAUCAAUACUCAAAGCAUCAAAUAUUUCGACUAAUUCAAUUUUUAUUCAGCAAGAACCAUUUCUGUAUAAGCUCCGUAAAGAAGAUAAAGAUUAUAAAUAUGUUUCGGAACUAUUUUUAUCAUCUUGGAAACAUUUGGAUAAGCCUGUUCCUACGAUUGUUUCAAUAUGGAAAAUAUAUUGUGCAAAGGAUUUAAUUACUCGAUACGAGCUUUAUCGAAAGGAUGUAGGAAAUGAGUGGAUCUAUUUUUCUACAACCUCAUCAAAAUGUGAUAACUUUAAUGCCAAUUUGUUAGAAAACCGUAAUGGCGUAAAUUAUAAAGUAAUAUUAUUGAAUAAUGUGGUUUUAGGUAGAAUUUAUAAACCUUUAGAAAAUGAUUUUUCACUUACAAGUCCUCCACCUGGGUAUGAUAGCGUAUGUGGAGAUCCUAAUAUCGUUAAAAAUUUAAAAGAUCUAAAGCAUAAUGAAAUUAUUGUGUAUAAAGAAGAGGCAUCAAUUCCACAAUUUCUUAUAGUUUAUCAAACCAAGGCCAAUUAA
Molecule: messenger RNA, 570 nt
Organism: Dentiscutata heterogama
Lineage: Eukaryota; Fungi; Glomeromycota; Glomeromycetes; Diversisporales; Gigasporaceae
Source: the annotation of a GenBank genome assembly